Messenger RNA from Thecamonas trahens ATCC 50062, 975 nucleotides. RefSeq lists its product as uncharacterized. The transcript has a single exon. The record is from RefSeq and is a predicted model, not a curated record. The coding region runs from base 1 to 696 and encodes 231 amino acids. Lineage: Eukaryota; Apusomonadida; Apusomonadidae.
AUGUUUAUCUACGUGGUGUUUGGCGAGGACGAGGGCCAGCAAGUAAUGCUCAACACCCGCUGCCGGUCGGUCAUUCUCCUUGAUGCGGUGUGUGAGGCUAUGGGGCUGGACGCUGGCCAGUUCUCGGAUCCAUCAGCUACUCUCACGUCGCCUAUCAUGGGAGAUGAGGUCACUUUGCCUCGCAUCAAGAACCCGUUUGACCUUCCUGCAGACGCGGCUGCGCCCAACGCUGACGCCCGUGACCCGCCGGCGUCCAACCCGCGUGACCGGUCGGCUUCCCGCCACCCCGCCCUAGUCUUCCUGGACCUCGCCGACGAGGCCGGCAACCUUCGUGGACUCAAUCCGUCAAACCCGCUCGAGUAUGCCUCGGACGUCCUCAAGCCACGGGCCAAGUAUGUGCCGGUCAAGAUCGUCGUCGACCAGGCGUCGUCGACCAAGACCUGCAUCCCGCUCCGCGCUGGCUUUGAGCUUCGCACGGGCUCGAGCUCAGUGACCAAGGCCGCCAAGCGCCCCAACGCCUCGUCUCUCAACACAGACAACUUUGCCCAGCUCGAUCGCCACCUCGAGUCGCCGCGCGUCCGCACCAACCUCGACGCCUCGGCCACGUCGGCCGCAAGCAGCUCGCGCUCGCGCAACCGCUCCAAUCGCAGCCAGCGGAACCGCAAGCGCCGCUCGACUACCAUCACAAAGUCGUAGGCCCACACCAUGUGGUUUCAAGGUGCGUCUGCCCGGACUGGAUUGUCCCAGCCCGAGCCGACUGCUCCGAGCCGAGGCCACGAUCUGCUCCCUCUGCUCCCGCUAGGCCGAGCCCAACCCAGCGACGCCAGGCACAUCCGCUGCUAGCUACGGAAGACUGGCAAUUCCAUAUGAGUCGCCCGCUGCAGUCCCCGGCCGCAGACCUACGACCGCGACCGCUUCCCGAUGGACCCCAGGCACAGAGCGCGUCAGCCCACCCAAACUCCACACAUACGCAAA